UGCACCACUCCACGUGUUGCUAUUUUAAGUUCUUAUACAUACUGUACAGUUUACGGCGUUGGUUCCGUGUUCUGGGUACAAAUGAUAAAACUGAUAUGCCUAACCAGUACUUGACUACAGCUGUUCGGAGUGUUUCUUACUGACAGUCUGGAUUAAGUAAAACUAGUCGCAUAUCUAAUGACUCAACGAGAAUUUCAUGUUGUGCGUACAAACAUACUUUAGCAUAUUAACACAUGACACCGCUGAUAAUAUAUAUAUUAUCACUAUGUAAUACCUGCGCCACAGGGAUCGUGUAAUGCAGAUAUAUUACGCAGGUACAAAUUAAGGUGAGUGUCUGAUCAAACAGACACGAUGAGUACCUGGGAAACGUUUGAUCCCCCUGACAUUUCCACAUCAGCAACAUAUGCCGGAAGUACACCUAACUACUGGAAUUCGACCGCUGUUAGUUCUACAACAGGUCUCCUUAACAAUACAAAUGUGUCAUCUUCAGAUUCAUCAACAUCAUCACCUACGGAGCAACUCCUGGUAGAAGUUGGAUCUUAUUUAUGGAAAAUUUUGUCUCCGAUUUUGCUCUUCGUGGGAAUAGUAGGAAAUACACUAAGUGUUAUCAUUUUCAUACGCAUGCAAGCUUGGAGGAAGCCCUCCUUGUUUUUCCUUGUCCCUCUAGCCUUCACAGACACGACGGUGUUGUGUGUAGGACUCAGCCGAUACUGGGUCCGAGAGAUGUUUGAUUACGACCUUCGACUCACUUCUCAAGCUGGUUGUAAGAUCAAUUUUUUCGUGUUGUACAUUUCGAUGCAGUUUUCCUCUUGGAUUUUAGUGUGUUUCACAUUUGAACGCUUUUUGAAAACCAAUUUCCCAUUCCGAUAUAUACGGGUUAUGACGGUGAAGAAGGAGAUCGUAGCAUUAGUGAUAAUAUUUUUAUUUCUUACUUGUGUGGAUGGUCAUUUCUUUUUUACUAAUGGAUUGACGUAUCGAGAUGGCCCACUUGAUUGUUCGUCGCUAACAAGCGAAACAUUUUAUUUUGACGAGUAUGUUUUUGUUUACAUAGAUCUUGUUUUUCUUUCAAUUUUGCCAGCAACUCUAAUGGUGGUUAUGAAUAUUUGCAUUGUUCGAGUUUACCGACAAUCUAUUAAAUUUCUACGAUCAUCCAGCACCGGUACAAACGCCGCAUCGAACAGACAGAGAUACAGCAUCAAGGUCACCAAGAUGCUUCUUCUGACAAAUUCUUACUUUGUGUUCGCAACACUGCCAAUCUGUUUGUACUACAUUGUGGAUUCUUACACACAUACUGAGGACGCCAUUUUGAUCGCGAGGAAGGAUCUAGCUUGGUCUGUUGUAUACAUAUUCCAGUAUUCAAACUAUACAAUGAACUUCUUUCUUUACAUCGCGGCCAACGAUAAAUUCAGACUUCAUCUUUUCAGCAUUUUAAAGUGUAAAGCAGCAGCAAGAUUUUCUCGAAGAAGGAGUUCGGCAUACAGCGUUCAGAGUACAUCAACAUUUCGUAUCACAAGCGAGGAUUCGGAAGCCAUGGCUUCUUCCGAGGGGGAGGGAAGCGAUAACUCCGGAUCGUCAUUCUCACGUGUCCACCCUGUCACUACUAGUAAUGGAAGUGUCAUUCCUUCAGUGACGGCAAAUCUGGAGAUACUAUCUUCCCCGUCACUGUCGGGGAGACAGGACAAAUGUAGACAAAUGUCCAGAGUACAGUGGUCUAGGAGGGUAGAACAGUUUAACAGUGCCAUAUCUCACUUGUCUUUGUCAGACGCAACAGUGUAAAGAUGACGCCGCAUACCCUAUUGUGUAGGGUAAACGUCAUACAACUAUCCGUAUCAGUAUUAUGAUAAUGUGUUUCCAGUUGUCGUCAUCAGACUCAACAUGGUAAAAAUGACGUCACACCUAGGACCUUAAGAGUAUUACUUCGCCAUUUUACUACCUUACAAGAACAUGAGGCGUGUAUGUUCUCUCCGCCGCUUCAUCAGAGAAGGAGGACAACCGUUCCAGUCGAUUUAGCAGCAAACUAUUGAAUGUUCAAUAUCUUAAAUAAACAUGAAUUAUUUAUAUUUGUAUUCUUAAUAAAACUACACACGUAUAUCUAUAAUACAAGCAAUAUAAGAUAUUUUUCAAAUAAUUUCUUUCCCGCCAUAACUUUCAAAUGGUACGUGUAGAAUCUAUCAGCACCACGUUCCAUGAAUUACGAAGAUGUUUCACUUGAUAGAUGUCAACACUUCACCGGGUGUUGUAAUUUGGUGUUAUUUUACCCUAUCUUAACAUCUUUAAAUACGUGUCGUUUUAUUUCAAAGCAGAUGUCAUCUUCGCUAACCAAGGUUUCUGAUUACGUUACACUCCACGAACCCUUGGCAGAUAUAUUUGUCAGUUCUGGCCCUAAUAAACUCUUAUUACAUUUUGAUUGGUAAACACGAUGACCUUUGACCGGGACUAUUUUUUCAUUACGUGGUUCAGUGCGAUUUGAUUGGCUUACACUUGAAGGCCGCUUGACAAUGUUCCGGAAAUGUUUUGAUACAUACUUGAAAAUAUAUAAAGAAAAUAAACUAA
Pecten maximus is the source of this 2553-nucleotide messenger RNA. Its product is annotated as growth hormone secretagogue receptor type 1-like. NCBI's taxonomy places the organism in Eukaryota, Metazoa, Mollusca, Bivalvia, Pectinida, Pectinidae. The record is from RefSeq and is a predicted model, not a curated record. Bases 352 to 1776 code for a protein of 474 amino acids. The transcript has 3 exons. Gene Ontology annotation, biological process: G protein-coupled receptor signaling pathway. Gene Ontology annotation, cellular component: plasma membrane. Gene Ontology annotation, molecular function: G protein-coupled receptor activity.